Messenger RNA from Sapajus apella (tufted capuchin), 6314 nucleotides. It is a transcript of the gene PER3, whose product is annotated as period circadian regulator 3. Gene Ontology annotation, cellular component: nucleus; cytoplasm. The transcript is spliced from 21 exons. Gene Ontology annotation, biological process: circadian regulation of gene expression; negative regulation of transcription by RNA polymerase II; entrainment of circadian clock by photoperiod. NCBI's taxonomy places the organism in Eukaryota, Metazoa, Chordata, Mammalia, Primates, Cebidae. The record is from RefSeq and is a predicted model, not a curated record. The coding region runs from base 424 to 3930 and encodes 1168 amino acids. Gene Ontology annotation, molecular function: transcription cis-regulatory region binding; transcription corepressor binding.
ACCCGAGCGCGGCCCAGGAGCCCCGAGAGCCCGGCCCUCGGCUCUGGGGUCCCCGGAGCGUUGCGCUUCCGAGCCGCCCGCCUCUCCGGGCCCGCCUAUCGGCUCGCGGGAAAGUUGGGGCAGGGGUGAGGACCGCGCGGUUGGAGCGCCCCAGCCAGCCGGGCCGCUGGCGUGGGACCGUCAGUUCCACUUGGCCCUUGUCACCCUUGUCUCCUCCCCCCAGGCCGGACUUCCGAAAGUGGAGUGAGCUCCGGGUUUUGGAGAUGCUGGAGGGAGAAGCUCCUCCGAGAUGAGCGUGGCCCCCUGGCUCGUGGUAGCCGCCCGGUUUCUCUAACGCCAUGGCGCGGACUGGAGUGAGAAACCGCUGUCUGUCGCUGGCUGCAAAGUGAGCGGGAAGCAGGCAGCGGGCCGUCCCAGGACGACAUGGAGCCCUGCGGAGACCUCGAGACGCCCCUCGGGGAACCUCCUGGCCCCGGGGGACGGGCAGCUGAGGACGAGGCCCUGGGCGAAGACUUUGGGGAGCGGUGGAGCCCUGAGUUCCAUCUGCAGAGAAAAUUGGCGGACCCCAGCCACAGUGAACAGCAAGAUCGAAACAGAGUUUCGGAAGAACUUAUCAUGGUUGUCCAAGAAAUGAAAAAAUACUUCCCCUCUGAGAGACGCAAUAAACCAAGCACUCUAGAUGCCCUCAACUAUGCCCUCCGCUGUGUCCACAGCGUGCAAGCAAACAGUGAGUUUUUCCAGAUUCUCAGUCAAAAUGGAGCACCUCAGGCAGAUGUGACCAUGUACAGUCUUGAGGAGCUGACCACUAUUGCUUCAGAACACACUUCCAAAAACACAGAUACCUUUGUGGCAGUAUUUUCCUUUCUGUCUGGAAGGUUAGUGCACGUUUCUGAACAGGCUGCUUUAAUCCUGAAUCGUAAGAAAGACGUCCUGGCAACUUCUCGCUUUGUCGACCUGCUUGCCCCUCAAGAUGUGAGGGUGUUCUAUGCACACACUGCCAGAGCUCAGCUUCCCUUCUGGAACGACUGGACCCAAAGAGCAGCUCCACGGUAUGAAUGUGCUCCGGUGAAACCCUUUUUCUGCAGGAUUCGUGGAGGUGAAGACAGAGAGCAAGAGAAGCGUCCCUCCCCAUUCCGGAUCAUCCCUUAUCUGAUUCAUGUCCAUCACCCUGCCCAGCCAGAAUUGGAAUCGGAGCCUUGCUGUCUCACUGUGGUUGAAAAGAUUCACUCUGGUUACGAAGCUCCUCGAAUCCCAGUGAAUAAAAGAAUCUUUACCACAACACACACCCCAGGGUGUGUUUUUCUUGAAGUAGAUGAAAGAGCAGUGCCUUUGCUGGGUUACCUACCUCAGGACCUGAUUGGAACGUCGAUCUUAAGCUACCUGCACCCUGAAGAUCGUUCUCUGAUGGUUGCCAUACACCAAAAAGUCUUAAAGUAUGCAGGGCAUCCUCCCUUUGAACAUUCUCCCAUUCGAUUCUGUACUCAAAAUGGAGACUACAUCAUACUGGAUUCCAGUUGGUCCAGCUUCGUGAAUCCCUGGACCAGGAAGGUUUCUUUCGUCAUUGGUCGGCAUAAAGUUCGAAUGAGCCCACUAAAUGAGGAUGUUUUUGCUACCAAAAUUAAAAAGAUGAACAAUAAUGACAAAGACAUAACAGAAUUACAAGAACAAAUUUACAAACUUCUCUUACAGCCAGUUCACAUGAGUGUGUCCAGUGGCUAUGGGAGCCUGGGAAGCACCGGGUCACAGGAGCAGCUUGUCAGCAUGGCCUCCUCCAGUGAGGCCAGUGGGCAAUGCAUGGAGGAGACAAAGGCGGAGCAGAUGACCUUGCAGCAGGUCUAUGCCAGUGUCAACAAAAUUAAGAAUCGGGGUCAGCAGCUCUACAUUGAGUCAAGGACCAAAUCAUCAAUCAAGCCAGUGACAGGGACGUGCACAGAACUGAAUGGUGGUGGUGAGUAUAAGGCCUGUACUUCCUUCCACCAAACAUUGAAAAAUAAUAGCAUGUACACUGAGCCUCACAAGGAUUUGAGGAACGAAGAGCACAGCCCGUCCUAUCAACAGAUUAACUGUAUUGACAGUGUCAUCAGAUACCUGAAGAGCUACAACAUUCCAGCUUUGAAAAGAAAGUGUAUCUCCUGUACAAAUACAACUUCUUCAUCCUCAGAAGAAGACAGACAGAACCACAAGGCGGAUGAUGUCCCGGCCUUACAAGCUGGUUUGCAAAUCCCAGCCAUACCUAAGCCAGAAAUGCCAACAAAUGCACGAUCCACAGACGCAGGAGGAGCAGCUCCACAGAUCCUGUCCACGACAGUGCUGAGCUUGGGGUCGGGCAUGAGCCAGUGCAGUUACGGCAGCACCACUGUCCACAUCCCACCACCAGAGACAGCCAGGGAUGCCACCCUCAUGUAUGAGCCCUGGACCCUGAACAUGCGGCCAGCCCCUUUGACCUCAGAAGAAUUUAAACACGUGGGGCUCACUGCGGCUGUUCUGUCGGCACACACCCAGAAGGAAGAGCAGAAUUAUGUUGAUAAAUUCCGAGAAAAGAUCCUGUCAUCACCCUACAGCUCCUAUCUUCAGCAAGAAAGCAGGAGCAAAGCUAAAUAUGCAUAUUUUCAAGGAGAUUCGACUUCCAAGCAGACUCGGUCGGCCGGCUGCAGGAAAGGGAAGCACAAGCGGAAGAAGCUGCUGGAGCCGCCGGACAGCAGCAGCUCGAACACAGGCUCCGGUCCCCGCAGGGGAGCGCAUCUGAACGCACAGCCCUGCUGCCCCUCCGCGGCCUCUUCUCCGCACUCCUCAGGCCCGACCUUCCCACCUGCCGCCAUGGUACCCGGCCACGCCCCUUACCUCAUCCCAGCCGUGACCUGUCCCGGAAGAGAAUAUGCCGCCCCCGGAACUGCGCCGGAAGUCCUGCCUGGGCCGUCCUCGUCCAAGGACCAGCAGACUUGCCCAGCUUUCCCUUCCCCUUACUUGGAUACUUUUAUGACCGUUUUCCUGCCUGACCCCUCUGUCUGCCCUCUGUUGUCGCCAUCGUUCUUCCCAUGUCCAUUUCUGGGGGUGACAGCCUGUUCUGCAAUAUCACCCUCAAUGUCAGCAGUGACUCCAAACCUGGACACACCCCCUUCAAUCACCAACCAAAGGAGAGAGGAGGAAAAGUGGGAGGCACAAAGCGAGGGGCCCCCAUUCAUUUCCUCAAGGAGCAGCUCGCCCUUGCAGCUAAACUUACUUCAGGAAGAGAUGCCCAGACCUUCUGAAUCUUCAGAUGAGAUAAGAAGGAACAGGUCCCCACAAGCUGAGUAUCAGUGUGUUAUAGGCAACAGUGGCAGUGAGGGCAGUCCCGCUACUACCCACGCACUGUCCAUGGGAUCACCUCCCAGGGAGACUCCAUCGCAUCCUACUGCCGGCGUGCUGUCCACGGGGUCACCUCCCAGGGAGACUCCAUCCGGAACUGGUUCUGCAGCAUCAGGAAGCAGUGACUGCAGUGUAUACUUUACUAGUAGUGCUUAUUCUUCUGAAAUCUCCCAAAAUGGGCAGCAAUCUCAGGAUGUACAGAAAAAAGAAAUAUUUCCCAAUGUCGCCGAAGAGUCCAUCUGGAGAAUGAUACGACAGACACCUGAGUGCAUUCUCAUGACGUAUCAGGUACCUGAGAGGGUUAAAGAAGUUGUACUAAAAGAAGACCUAGAAAGGCUAGAGAGUAUGAAGCAGCAGCAGCCCCAGUUUUCUCAGGGGCAACAGGAGGAGCUGGCCAAGGUGUAUAAUUGGAUCCAAAGCCAGGCUAUCCCUCAGGAAAUUGAUGUUCAAGUGACAUUGACAUCAGCUAACGCACCUGCUUUUGUUCUUUUUUGGAGGCCUGUGUCACUUGCGAAAGUGCAGAUUCAGCUGAUGAUGGGGCCACAUCCAGUGGUCAGGCAGAAGACAGCAGUUGAGCGACUGUGAGGAUGAACCUUCGUACCCUUUCCAAGACAUGUUACACAAACUGACCUUUUUAAGUCCUGGACUUUUAAAUAUUUGACCACGAAGUUAUUAGUGAAUGUUAAGACUUUUUCUUCUUGAUUUUUUUAAUACACAUAAUCUUUUUGAAGCAGACAUUGUAUACAGAGUCUUACUUCUCUUUGUUCCUGAUACAUUUAAAUGGCCAGUGAGGCUCUUUCUCUAGUUGAGUUGUCUUCUAAAGAGAUUGGAUGGCCUCUAAAGAGGUCUGUGGAUCUCUGGUUCAGAUGUCACCCAGAGUACAUUAUAAUUAGAAGUGUAGCUAGAAUGAGCCCCAGACCUUAGCCUGGUUUAUUUUGUUCUGUUACAUAGUCAGUUUCACCUUAGAGUGCUUGAAGAACUCCCAUCUACGGGUUGUAUACUUUUCAUAAUGGUUUGCGUAAAUGUAGUACAUUCAUGUAGGCUUUGUUCAACCUGGUGAUCCCCUGCUUAAGAUGAAACAUUCCGGUUUUCUCACAGCACAUUAGCACAUAUUGUCCAUUAGCAUAUCUGGGAUAACCAGGUUUUGAGGGUUGAGUUUUGACCUUCAUCCUUGCAGAUGCCUUUCCUACUGAUUUCCCGCCUUCCAGUGAAAUUCUGAACAUUGAUCAGCUUACCAUGGGCUUAUUCUUUUGAGAGUUUAAGUUAGCAUUUACAUGUGUAAUGUUAAAAUGAAAGAGCUGCUUAUUCAACCAAUGGUGUUGCCCUUUUGAAUGUUUUUGUUUAAUUGUAAAAAGUUUCACAAGUAAUGUAAAAGCUAGUAUCAUUCUUGUAUACUUCUGUAUUUAAAUUUUCAUUCUUACCAAAACUAACAGUUAAUUCUUUCUUUCCAAUCAAUUUAUACAAAAGAGGUCACUCCAGCCCUACCAGAGGUCUGAUUGGCUCUGCCUUUGUUUGCCCUUGAACAGGGGUAAGUGUCAUGGGGAUUGCGCAGGAGAAAACAUCCAGGGAGCGCAGUUGUCCUUCCCACAAGGCCCUGCGGUUCCUGCAGUCAGUGCUUUCUGUGGCAGUUGUAGUUGUGUCUUUUAAGAAGUGAGUGCGAUUGUUUAAUUGAUAAAUCAGCUCACUCUCUGGUGCUUAGAGAAGUCCCUGAUUCUUUCUCAAACUUGGAAUGAUACAUGAAAUUCACACCCCUGGAAGUCAGGAAAAAAAAAUACAAAAUGAAGGUUACAGUAACCUUUUGUCUUUAUAUAACUUGCAACAAACUAACUUAUUUUUGUCUUCCCUUUUUUUGUUGUUUUUGUUUUUUGUGGUUGUUUUAUGGAAAUGCUUCUUUCUCCUUUGAAGUGUUACAGCUUUUUGUAAAUGCAUCCUGAUAAUGAUUAGGAAAAUCAACCUUUUUAUCCACGAAGACCAUCCCCGUAGCUCAGAUUUUCUUUCGAAGUAGUGGUUUUCUGGAUGAUAAUUCCAUCUUAAGGUGUCAGAACUAUUUUCAAAUGCUGCCUCUGGCAGUCCUUGAAUUUUCUGAUAUUAAACAGUUCCAUGCAGAUAUUCCCGUUUUAUACAUAGCUCUUAUAUUCUGCUCCAUCUUGAGACUUAAAUUAUUUCUGAAGCCUUUGUGUAUGUGUUGAUCAGGUUGUAUUUUGGCUUGAUGAAAAAAUCAAAUUUGAAACAACCAGCCGGUAGAUUGUCUGUCAGUGAUCUUCUGUAGUAAUACAGUUUUUUUGCUUCUGUAAAUAAGAACACCUGUAGCUAUCAGGACCAUUGUGCAUUCAUAUACGCCUACUUUAAGGCUUAUGUUCUCUAACGGAAGCCUUUCUUUCCAUCAUUUCUGGAUAUCUGUAUUAUCCAAAUGUGCUCAUUUCUUUGCCUUAGUACACAUUUUCUGGAGUACAUGUUAUACGAGGUUUCAUUGGAAACUGGUGCUUGUCACAGAACUGUCAGAGCAUGAGGAGCGCUCCUGUUGUGGGUGGAGGUGUCCAUGCACUCGGGUUGCACCUGCUGCUGGCAGUGAGCAGGGGGCUCAGCAGCUGGACCACCAACCCCCAAGGGGGCUCUCGCCAGUUUAAACUUUGUUGUUCAAAUUUAUUAACUUUUUAUAUUAAUGACUAUAGAAAAUGGAAGUAAAAAUGUAUAUUAUAGGCUUCAGUGUUUACAUAAAUGUUAUCCAGAAGCUGUAUUUUCUUUGGUCAGAGGUCAAGAUUUAUGAAAAACAAGAUGCUGUAUGAAUGGAAUCGUUUUGCAAUUGAGUGAAACUUCAUUAUAAUUCACAGUGUAUAUUUAAUCCAAAUUGAAAUUUUGUUUCAACUGAAUGUAUAAUUAACUCUGAAUUUGUUUUUAAUCAUUAGCAAUAUUUGAAUUGGAUGUCUUUUUAAGUAAAAACGAUAAACUUGUGUACAUGUAAAACGUGA